Sardina pilchardus (European sardine) is the source of this 1945-nucleotide messenger RNA. RefSeq names its product MTOR associated protein, eak-7 homolog (gene meak7). Gene Ontology annotation, biological process: TOR signaling. The record is from RefSeq and is a predicted model, not a curated record. The coding region runs from base 125 to 1477 and encodes 450 amino acids. The transcript has 8 exons. Lineage: Eukaryota; Metazoa; Chordata; Actinopteri; Clupeiformes; Clupeidae.
CGACAACAUAACCACAUCAGGAACUGCUCACCGUGUGUUCAUGUAGCACCAUAACACUGAUGCUUUGAAAGGGAAGAGCUUCAAUUGUUUCAUUGAAGACAGGUGGACAUACGCAUGUCCUGCGAUGGGGAACACUGAAAGUGUCGUGGUGCAGAAACGGCUGACCCGGUUUCGACCCGACGAACGACCCGUGGUUGAGGGGGUGUUCGAGCAGCUCCAGGCGGGCUCCGCUGGUGCUGCUGGGAAGCCUGGGAAAUCUCUGACAGUCGACAUGUUGAAAGCAAGUAUGAGGAGCAUUGCAUCAGAUUCCACCAUAAUGAGGGUCUAUGCAGGCAUGACCAGCAUUGAUGCUGGGGUACCGCCAGCUCCCGGUGGGGGGGUGAGUCGCGAGCAGCUGCUGAUCUUCCUGGCAGACACCCUCCGUGGCACUGCAGAGGAGAGGGCACCCCUCGUCAUGGCAAUGGCACAGCAAGGGGGCAAAGGUGCCGUGGUUACCAUUGACCAGAUAAAACAGUUUCUGGAGGACCUGAUCUCAGCUGCAGUGCAGAUUCUGGACCACAGGGGGCGCUUGCGAGGCUGGAAGCCAGAGCACAUGGGAGAUGGCUCCAGGGGGGUGAAGCUCCUGGCUGAGCAACUGAGCUCAGAGAUCAAAGCGUCAGACCAGCAGACGUGCGACACGGCGUGCCUGGAGGACUGGCUCUUCCGCGUCUCCUCCGUGGCCGUCUACCUGGAGCUGCUGGUGAGCGAGGGUCUGUCGGUGGCGCUGCCCUCCCGGCCGCCCCCCACCCUGCUGCCCCUGUGCCAGCAGCCCCCCUGGGGGCAGCUGCGGACGAGCCUGCUGGACGUGCCGAUGCUGCUCUUCCUGGCGCCCCAGCUGCCGACGGGCACCAGCGCCCCCUGGAGGCUGCUGUUCUCCACGCACCUGCACGGCGAGAGCUUCACGCGGCUGGUGAGCGGCUUCAGGGGCCGCGGCCCCACCGUGCUGCUGCUGCGCGACACCAAGGGCCACGUGUUCGGCGGCUUCGCCUCGCACACCUGGGAGCUCAGGCCCCAGUUUCAGGGAGACUCCAGGUGCUUUCUCUUCUCUGUGUCCCCCUGCAUGCGAGUGUACACCUGCACUGGCUACAACCAGCAUUACAUGUACCUGAACCAGGGACAGCAGACCAUGCCCAAUGGCCUGGGUAUGGGAGGGCAACAUGGCUACUUUGGGCUGUGGCUGGACAGUGACUUCGGUCGAGGGCACAGCCGUGCCCGGCCAAAGUGCACCACGUACGGCAGCCCCCAGCUCUCGGCCGAGGAGGACUUCAGCGUGGACGCUAUGGAGGUGUGGGCGGUCAGCGAGCCCCCAGAACAGGAACAGGAUGAGAACAAGAGGAGCAUUCUGGAUGUGGACCCAGAGGUGCAGGCCAUGAUGGAGAUGGCAGGGAAGACGUUACACAGCCAAGGCCUGAGGGAGCCAGAGGAGGACGAGCAGUAGCGAUGGAUGAAUGAGAGAGGAAGAAGGACGCUGUGGCUGUAGAAGGCAGACAUGGACAAUUUCACAGAGUUAAAUAAUCCUAAAGAAUAUUUAAGAGUAUUUGUUUUUAUUUUUGUGUUUUUAUUAUUCUGUUGUACAGAUAAAUAUGGAUUUCAACAUUAUGUUGAAUCAUCAGACUGCUGGUGUUCUUUUGUCUGGAAAUGGAAUCCAGGUCUUCUCUUAUCAAAAAUGUAUUGAAUGGCGAGCGUUUAAAUCAGGGGACGUUAUGGUUCUUAAGAUGAGCUACAGCAGGAGUUAUAAUUAAGGAUCCUAACAGUGUUGAUGCUGUAGUGAAACUGAUUGAAAUUAACAUCUGUUUUGGAUUGUCAACAAAACUGUUUCAUCUCAGAAUUUGGAGUUAAUUGAGUAUUAUUGAGUAUUAAGGCUGAGUUGAAUAAACAAUUGUAAUGACUGUGAAACCAGUCUUCA